AUGAGCGUAGAUUCCACUUCAAGCAAAAAUAACAAUGUUGCGACAGGGAAAACAAAUAUUCCUAAGAAACGAGCGUAUCCGUUGCGAUUGGAAACAUUGCCUGAUAUGACGAAUGACAAGGAUAUAAACAAGGAUGCGAAUAUUGUGACGUCUACUCAAAAUGUACCAAGGAGAGAUUCUAUAACUUCGUUAAAGAAAGAAGUACCUCACAGUCAAAAUUCAUCUAUUCCAACAAAUGAUGAAUUCGAGAACGACCACGAUUUUAGAUUUAAAAGACAUAAAUUACCGAAGAUCAAGGGAACUCAGUCACUAGGGGAAAGAUUAGAUAAUCUUCAAGAUAUGAAAAGAGCUAAAUGGGUAGAUAAUUUUGAUUCUUCAAUACGAAAUACCCAAGAACGAAGCAGUAGAGGUAAAUUGAAAAGUAGAGAUAAUAGGAAGACCACUAAUAAUAACAAUGAGAUACCUAGUUCACAACCUAAUUUAGAUAUGAAUGAAGUACCUUACUUAGGAGCAACGCAAUGGCAACAACCAAUGUAUUAUAUACCUGUUCCAACGUCACCAAUGUAUCAUUCACAGAUUCCAGUAGGCGGAUUACCUGCACAAUAUAUGAACCAGCCUAUACCUAUGAUUCCUAACUCUUCAAUGCAACCAUAUUAUUCAUCUCAAUCAAUACCAGGUUCCUCACAAUUGUUACCUCCACCACAACUGAACCCAUCAAAUUUACAGUAUACACAGAACACUAGAAAUGGUAGAAAAUCGAUAGCAGAACAACGUGGUCGUAGGCUGUCCAUAAUGUCGAAUAGGGAUCAGAUGAUGAUAUCCCCACAUAGAGAUGUCCCUGAGAAUCAAUUUUAUAGAUACUUAGGAAAUAGCCACGGAGACCCACAAUUGCAAUUAAAACAAUUAUUUUCUUGGUGUGCUAUUAGAAGUUUUGAAAAAUUGCGUCAUGAUUUAAAAGGUCAAGAGAAGUUUAGUGGGGGGUUACCAUCUAACUUUAUUGAAACUAAAAAUAUUACUCUUUCCAUAAUACAGAAUUUUGUUGAUGAUUUAAGAAGAGACCAACUGGAUAUUGAUUGGAAUGCCGAAGAUAGGUCCGAUAUUGGAAAAUAUAAGGAAAAACUAGGAACAGUCAACAGUCUUGAGCAUGAUGAAGCAGAGGAUACUAUUUUAAAGAAUCUUUUUAAGGAUGAUGACGAAGAUGAAGAUGAGCAAGAUGAUGAUGAAGAAGGAGAUCAAAUUGAAAGAGGGAGAGAAGAUGAUGAAAGUACAGAAUAUAACAGUGAUGCAAAAAGUGAAUCUUUUUAUUAUACUGGUAUUGGUAUCAAGAGAAUUCCAAAGAUCAAAAAUAAACGUAGUAAUAAACUAGAUGCACAAAAAACUGAACAAUCUCAACAUCAUAACGAAUUAAAAAAAAAGGAUAUACCAUUACUACCAAACAGUAAAAAUAUUAAAAAUGAACAAAACUUGUUAAUUUUAACUGAAAAAGUUGAAAAACUGACAAAUGAAUUAAAUGACUGGAUUACCGUUUUAGACAACAAAGACCUCGAAGAACAUAUUAGAGGGAAGAUAAACACCAAAGAUAUACAACUUGAACGUGAACCUAUUCAAAGGGAAUUAGAAAGCAACAGUUCUUUGGUCCAUAUGCUGUCCAUAGAUGAUAUUGAAAAGGAUUUAGUAAGUAGGAUGAAUAAGCUACAAGUGCAUACACAUUUAAUUAAAGCGCAUUCAAAUAUACUCUCCAAGACAACUACAAAUAAGAUUAAACUUUUAACUAACGAAUUUAGAAACAGGGAGAAACCAAAAGGAGAUGGCAUAGAUUCCAAACAACUAUUGCGUGGAUUGAGUGAGACAUUAACCAAAUUGUAA
Maudiozyma barnettii is the source of this 1866-nucleotide messenger RNA. It is a transcript of the gene DSN1, whose product is annotated as MIND complex subunit DSN1. Gene Ontology annotation, biological process: cell division; mitotic sister chromatid segregation. Lineage: Eukaryota; Fungi; Ascomycota; Saccharomycetes; Saccharomycetales; Saccharomycetaceae. Gene Ontology annotation, cellular component: MIS12/MIND type complex. Bases 1 to 1866 code for a protein of 621 amino acids. The record is from RefSeq and is a predicted model, not a curated record. The transcript has a single exon.